AUGGCUCAAGAAGUACGUUUGGAUGUCAGCGAAGAAAGCGCUCUCAAGCUGAAUAAUAAGUUCAUCGAGCUCACUUUCGAGGUCAAGGAUGGAGUCCAAAUUCCGGUCAAUUUAACGGUAUGGCUUCUUCUUUCUUACAAUAUUGUAGAAAUCCGAAUUGUUUUCAGUUGUCAAAGUUCGAAAGUUCUUCCGGUUCUCCUCCAAUCGUGGACCUUCAAACUUCGGAAGGGGAAUCGAUCACGGAAAUGCUACAGAAGCCGACAGGAAUUGUCCGAUUGAGCACGCCGACGAAGACUUCCUCCCCGAGCACUCCAGUUUCCGCAGUCUCCUCAGCGACCACUCUGACUUGCUUCUUCGACAGAGCAGCUACCGUAAGUCUGAUCUCAUUUGAAAAAUCGAAAUGUUUCCGUUCAGAUCCAACCAAUGGUCGUCUCCCAAAUGCCGAUGUCACCGUUCCCGGCCAAUGCAAUUUUCGCAGCUGGUCCUACUGAUAUCUCAUUAAGACAAUUGUCACUGGACCCGAUGCCGGAUUACAUGUACGCAAAACUGAAGGAGGAAUGCAAUCUACCAGAGUCCCAUUUGGAAUCUCCUCCAGAAUUCGGAUCGUAAGAAACUCUACCUCGCAUCAUUUAUUGAAUGUUGUGUCUUCAGAUUCUAUGCGGCAUUCAUCGAUGAGAGGUGGGAACGAGUACAGUGCAUUCGAGCGAGCAAGAUCGGUUCGUCUGGGUUCUCAGUAGUUAUGCUCAUUUACACUGUUCAGAUAAACAAGCAUUCUGCGUUUAUCUCCUCGACGUCGGAGCGUUCCAAUACGUUAGAAAAGAAGCGAUGCGUCGGUUGAAUUCCGCCUCUCCGUUCAAAAAGAUGCUCAUGUUCAAGUGCAAAAUCGGAGGGAUCAAGCCGAUGGCCGGAGGAGAAGUGUGGAGUCGCGAAUCGCACGAAGCCGUCAGAGAGUUCUUCGAAGCGGCAGGAGGAGAGCCCGUCGUGGUGAGUGGGAGAAGCGAAAACAACUCGAUAAUAUGGAUCAUUGCAGGUAGAGCCCACUCCUCCAGGCUGGUCCCAAUGGAAACAACUGAAUGCGCCGGGAGUUCCGACCUGCGAAGCUCGUCUGUCGUGCUGUGGAAGGGACAUCGGAGAUUGGCUGAUCGCUUGCGGACUCGCCCUUCCUCUGAACGCCCCCAUUCCGAUCACUAAUUCUUCCUCGUUGCUCACUUUUGUCCCUCCCCCGAUUAAUAUUGUUGGAGGGCGCAUCUAA
Molecule: messenger RNA, 1252 nt
Organism: Caenorhabditis sp. 36 PRJEB53466
Lineage: Eukaryota; Metazoa; Nematoda; Chromadorea; Rhabditida; Rhabditidae
Source: the annotation of a GenBank genome assembly